This is a messenger RNA of Pristis pectinata (smalltooth sawfish), 1472 nucleotides long. Its product is annotated as A-kinase anchor protein 13-like. The coding region runs from base 57 to 1472 and encodes 471 amino acids. Gene Ontology annotation, biological process: regulation of Rho protein signal transduction; actin filament organization; cell morphogenesis. Gene Ontology annotation, cellular component: cytoskeleton; ruffle membrane. The record is from RefSeq and is a predicted model, not a curated record. The transcript has 10 exons. Gene Ontology annotation, molecular function: microtubule binding. NCBI's taxonomy places the organism in Eukaryota, Metazoa, Chordata, Chondrichthyes, Rhinopristiformes, Pristidae.
GGCGCAGAGGGAGGGUUCGGACCGAGGAGGGGACGCCAGCGCCGGACGGCAGGACGAUGUACGAGAGGCGGAGGAAGAAGCGGGGGUCCGACCAGACCCCGAAACCAGAGGCCGCAGCCAGCCCGGGCGCGGGCGUGCUCCUGAAGGUGAACCGGACCCUGCUGUCCCGAUGCCGACUGCUGUGGAAACCACAGGCCCCGGGCACCACAGGAACCUCGAUGACGCAGAGGGACCGUAACCCGGCGGAGACGCCAGAUCCCAGUGCGGUGAGGCAGGAACCAGAGACCAACGCCUCGGACGGAGGGGAUGUCAAACCUCAACAGGAGCAGAAGUCGCUGAUGUCGGAGGGCGGAGCGGUCGGGGCCGGCGACCCCGGGCCGGGGUCAGGGGUCCUAAGGCCGAUAGGACCUCCCGGCGGCGAGGAGGAGGAGACGGAGGGCGGGGAGCGGGCCGUUGGGCAGUGGGUCCCCCUCCGCCGGUCGUCACGGUUACGGGCCUCCAUCCGCUCCCACUCGGCGUUCCGGAGGCACAGCUGGGAGCCGGGGCGCGUGCUGAGGCCAGAGGAGGUCAUGGAGCAGGAGCACAGCAUCAGCCUGGAGGACCUGGAGGGCGGGGCCAUGGCGGCCGCACGCACAACAGGAUUGGCCAGGCCCUGGGGUCGCGACCCCCGCCGCACCCCGGUCACCUUCAGCACCGGCGAGCUGGACACAUGGCUGUCACUGACCGAGGAGGAGCCCGAGGAGGAGGAGUGGGCAGGGCUCGGGAAUUACUGGACCCGCUCGAUGUCCGGGGACGACGUGUCGUUGGACGGGACGUCCUACCACCAGGGGAGACCGGACGAAGAGGUCCUGUCCCACAGACACGGCAGCGGGACCGGCAGCCGGGGAGAGUCCGGGGAGAGCCACGACCUGGAAGCCAGCCGCAGACACAAGAUCCACCGCACCAUCAGCUUCCUGAGGAGGGUGGCCGGCAGGAGUAAGAACAAAGAGCGGGAGAAGCUGAAGGAGCGGGAGAAAGAGGCCAAGGAGAGGGAGACCAGGAUCACCAAUGGGCACCUCUUCACCUCCAUCACCGUGUCCGGCAACACCCUGUGCUUUGCCUGUAACAAGAGCAUCAUCACCAAGGAGGCCUUCGUCUGUCCCAACCUCUGUAAGGUCUCUCCUGGGUUCUGGUGGGAACAAAGUUCUGCGGUCUUACAACCACAGCCCUCCCCUUCCAGCCCACAUCCUCUUGAACCUCUCCCGAGCUGUCUCCGUGACACCCGCACCCUUCCUAUGACGGAUGCGCUCUCCCCGCCCUGCAGCCGAGCUCUCCCCAGUUCCGAGAGGGCUUCAGCCCAGCCCCCGGGGAAGUCAGACGGCCGAGCUGGUAUCCUGCCCUGUUCUGGUCCCCAGCGCCCCCCACUCCCCCUUCCCAUCCCACCACUGGACAAGCGGGGAUCAUCCGUGGAAAAUAGUGGGAACGUUCCCUGA